AAAUUUGCUACCCUGGCGGUAUUUGUUGCACUAGUGAAUUUAAUUCAAUAACAUUGAACAAUUGGUCAAAUUCCACAGCAUCAUACCAGCAGCAACAGGUUUCCGUAUCACACGUCUGCACAAAAGUGAAAGUGCACAAGGAAACUGCUUGCUUAAUAGUUUACGCUAGCAAGAACUCUUCCUCAAAGGAUCGACAACAAAAGACGCUUAGGGCUAUCACGAGCAUUAACAAAGAAAUAAAUUGAGUUCCUAGGUUAUGCGUAUCCACUGACCAUUUGCGAGCAUACUGCCAAGUACAAAGUUCAAUUGUGCACCGUCUAAUUGAUAGAAUACGCAUCACAUAUUUCUGACUUCAAAACCAAAACACAUACAUACAAAACAAACAAAAUGUCAGAGGCACCAGCACAAGAGCGUAAAGCAAAUCCCUUCAAAGCUUUUCUUAGUGGCGGCUUCGGUGGCAUAUGCAAUGUUUUAUCUGGUCACCCGCUGGACACCAUUAAGGUGCGUCUGCAAACAAUGCCACGACCAGCACCUGGUCAGGCACCAUUAUAUACGGGCACCUUUGAUUGUGCUGCCAAAACCAUUAAGAAUGAAGGUGUCCGUGGACUGUACAAAGGCAUGUCUGCACCACUUACCGGUGUAGCGCCAAUUUUUGCAUUGUGCUUUGCUGGUUACGCAUUAGGCAAACGCGUACAACAAACUGGUGAGAACACCAAAUUAACAUACUCGCAAAUUGCUAUUGCGGGCUCGUUUUCUGGUUUGAUGUCAACGAUAAUAACAGCGCCUGGUGAGCGUAUCAAGUGUUUACUCCAAGUGCAACAGGCCUCUGGUGGUGAGCGUAAAUACAAGGGUAUGAUGGAUACCGCAGUGCAACUCUACAAGGAGGGCGGUAUACGUAGUGUUUAUAAGGGCAGUUGUGCGACGCUUUUGCGAGAUUUGCCCGCAAACGCCUUUUAUUUUCUCGCUUACGAGUAUAUCCAAGAUAAGGCCAAAGAGCAGACUGGCAGCGAGAAGAUCAGCGUUACUUCGACGAUUUUCGCCGGUGGUGCCGCUGGCAUAGCAUAUUGGUUGGUCGGUAUGCCCGCCGAUGUGUUGAAGAGUAGAUUGCAAACAGCGCCCGCCGGCACAUAUCCAAAAGGUGUACGCAGCGUUUUCAAGGAUCUCAUGCGUCGCGAUGGUCCCUUGGCUCUAUACCGUGGCGUUACACCGAUCAUGUUGCGUGCCUUCCCCGCAAAUGCUGCCUGCUUCUUUGGCAUUGAAUUGGCCAAUGAUGCUUUCGAUGCCAUCGCCGCAUUGUUCUAACUCAAAACUUUGCCUAUAAGACUAAAGAAGUUUUUAUAACACUAAAUUUAAAUAGUGCACUUAUAUUUGAAAAAAGUUGCAAUAGAUUUUAUUAACAAGAAAGUAUAUUUUCUUAAUAAAUAUUAUUUUCACAUUGUUGUUGUAGAAAUAUAUAGAUUAGGCUUUUAUAAUGCAUAGAAGAAUAUGAAAAUAUACACAAAUAUUGGAAGAAACGA
Molecule: messenger RNA, 1517 nt
Organism: Bactrocera dorsalis (oriental fruit fly)
Lineage: Eukaryota; Metazoa; Arthropoda; Insecta; Diptera; Tephritidae
Product: congested-like trachea protein
Exons: 6
Coding region: 388-1302 (304 amino acids)
Biological process (GO): carnitine transmembrane transport; mitochondrial transport
Cellular component (GO): mitochondrial envelope
Molecular function (GO): O-acyl-L-carnitine transmembrane transporter activity
Source: RefSeq, a predicted model, not a curated record